AUGCUGCACCUGUGGAUCGUGGGUAAUUUUGGCGACCUGGUGAAUAGGGCUGCCCGCUCUGUGGAUGUGACGUCUAACUACGACCGUGCUGUGGAUGUCUCAUCGAACUAUGAUCGUGCCGUGGAUACAGCUGCGAAUUACGAUCGGGCUGUAGAGGUCACUGCCAACUAUGACCGUGCUGUGGAUAUAAGUUCCAACUAUGACUAA
Aspergillus aculeatus ATCC 16872 is the source of this 207-nucleotide messenger RNA. RefSeq lists its product as uncharacterized. Bases 1 to 207 code for a protein of 68 amino acids. The record is from RefSeq and is a predicted model, not a curated record. Lineage: Eukaryota; Fungi; Ascomycota; Eurotiomycetes; Eurotiales; Aspergillaceae. The transcript has 2 exons.